Diaporthe citri is the source of this 765-nucleotide messenger RNA. RefSeq lists its product as uncharacterized. Lineage: Eukaryota; Fungi; Ascomycota; Sordariomycetes; Diaporthales; Diaporthaceae. Gene Ontology annotation, molecular function: catalytic activity. The transcript has 3 exons. The record is from RefSeq and is a predicted model, not a curated record. Bases 1 to 765 code for a protein of 254 amino acids.
AUGUCCAAGUCCAUCGUCAAUACGAAUCCGUACCCGUUCCAAUUCGAAGCGAGUAAGCCCCCGCCGAUCAAAAGAGACGGUCAGCAUGUGACGAUCAGUCUGGACCACUCCCGCGGACGGAUCCCGUCUCUGCAGGCCUCAAAAGUCCGAGCCUUGAUGCAGGAGGCACACAAGGACCCUUCCAAGAUCCUCGCCCUUGUGUGCAGCUACGACGCACUCAGCUCGCGGCUCUGUGAGGAGGCUGGGUUUCCUAUCAUUUUCCUUGCCGGCUAUGCGAUGUCCUCUGCUUUGGCCCUUCCCGACACGGGUUACAUCGCCUUCCAAGAAGUCGCCGCUAAGAUACAAGAAGUUGUCAGGGAGACUACUGCCCCAGUGAUUGUAGACGGCGAUACUGGGUAUGGAAGUCCUAUGAAUGUGCGAAGGACAGUGGCAGGACUGGCGGCUGCUGGUGCUGCCGGCAUCAUGAUUGAAGACCAGACUUGGCCAAAAAGAUGCGGCCACACAGCAGGAAAGAGCGUCGUUUCCAGGAGUGAGGCGUACGCGCGUUGGCAAGCUGCAGUCGAUGCCAGGGACGAAGGCCAGGAUAUUUGGAUUCUGGCACGAACCGACAGCCUCAUUCUAGGAUACGACGAGGCACUCGCAAGAGCUAGAAAGGCAAUCGAGAUCGGCGCGGACGCUGUUUUCGUGGAAGCCUUACCAGACCGGGAGACCAUGGCACGUCUGAGGAAGGACCUGGAUUUCCCGUCGCUCGCGAACAUCAUCUAG